AUGACCAAAACAAAGGAGGUUGAUGUGCAUAGCUCCGCGGCUCAGCCCUUCUUCGCCUCAGCCAAGGAACGAAGGCUCCACCAGCGGGGGAAGAUGGACACCGAAGGCUCCGAGGCGAAAAUUACGCACGGCGCGGCACCUGGGAAGAAGAAGGGGGCCAACCGCGCGCCUUCCCCGGCUCGCCCCAAAGACGUGCCCGGCUGGUCGUUCACAAAAACACGCGGAGGCUUAUCAGGGACCCCCUCUCUAAGCGUCAAACCUGGAGGGAUCCAUCUGGGCAGCCGCGUUUCACGGAGAAGCCCCAGUUUGGCGAGUGGUGGGAAGGAUGGAGCUGGCAAGGCGGCCGGUAAGCACGCAUCAUCCACGGGGAAAGGGGCCAAAGGCAACGCGAGGAGGAAGAUCUCAGACGCCAGUACUGGGUCCGAAGACUUGUCCAGGGACUCCGGGUGUGCCCAGGAAAAGCUCUCCCCCACCACGGACAGCAGUUCAGAGCUGUCCGAUUGCGCGUCGGAUGAAAACAAAGUCUCCACGGACGCGUUCAGCAGUGACACCGAGUCCAGGAGCAGUCGCGGGGGCAUGGAUGGCGAGCACAAACCGGUGGAUAAAAGUCGAAAUUCUGUGACAUCUGCUGGGAACCUGAGAAUUCUUCCCGUGUCUAUCAGCGGUGAGUUUGUGGGUGAUCACAACAACAAGGAGCGCCGGUUCACGCUGGGGGCGGAGGCCGGGGAAGGAAGCGUGUCUCCCGGGGAUGAGAAGUCCCUGACGUCGUACGAUAGCCGGGUGCCUGCCUCCACCUCGCUGGCCUUCUCGGACCUGACAGAGGAGCUCAUGGACAGCGUGCAUGAAGAAUAUGCACGGGAGAUUGAGGAGCUACGGUCUGAAAACGACUACCUCAAAGAUGAGAUGGAGGAGCUGAGGUCGGAGAUGCUGGAGAUGAGAGACAUGUACCUGGAGGAAGACGUUUACCAGCUCCAGGACAUCCGACAGCAGCUGGAACAGGCAAACAAGACGUGCCGUAUCCUGCAGUACCGCCUCCGGAAGGCAGAGCGGCGAUCUUUACGAGUGGCUCAAACCGGACAAGUGGACGGAGAACUGAUCCGGACGCUGGAGCAGGACCUAAAGGUGGCGAAGGACGUCUCCAUUCGCCUGCACAGCCAGCUGGACGGAGGGGAGAAGAAGCGCUCUCGUCUGGAGGAGGAGAACGAGGAGCUGAGGAACAAAUUGCAAGAUCUGGAAGUGGCCAAACAGGUGCUGCAGCAGGAGAUGGACAAGAGUUCCCAGAAGAAAAGAGGAGCCCGAGCCAACAACAAAGCAGAGAAGAAGCCGUGUCCACAGGAGGACAACUCAGACCUGAAAUGCCAGUUGCACUUUGCCAAAGAGGAGUCGGCACUGAUGUGUAAGAAGCUUUCCAAACUGGUGAAGGAGAGCGAGGCCAUGAAGGAGGAGCUGUCCAAGUUUCGCUCUGUGUACGGAGACGUGGACGCUAACAUCACCGUGGAGGAGGUGGCAGACUCGCCGCACACACGGGAGGCAGAGGUGCGCGUUCACCUGAAGCUGGUGGAGGACGAGGCCAACCUUCUGAGUCGUCGCAUCGUGGAGCUGGAGGUGGAGAACCGCGGCCUCCGAGCAGAGAUGGACGACAUGAAGGGGCCUCACGACAUCUCCCCGGACCUGGCCGGUGUGGGAGGCAGCUUCAGCCCUGGCCUCGGGGGCGGAGCCAUGGUUCUCGGGGGCGCGGCGUCGUCUGAGAACGUGAUGGAGCUACAGCGCCACCUGCAGUUCGUGGAGGAGGAGGCGGAGCUCUUGCGGCGCUCGCUGACGGAGAUGGAGGAGCAGAACAAGCUCCUCAUGAACGAGAUCAACCGUUACAAGUCCGAGUUCCCGCCCUCUCUCUCGUCCAAUUCGCUGGCCUCUUUGACGGACGGCUUACUCGACAGUCCGGUGCAGUCCAUACAAGAAGGUGCGGUGCUCAUAAACGUGAACGCCCCGUCGCAUGAGGAGGAGCUGCGUGUGGCGCGGCUGCAGAUGGGCGAGCUGAGCGGGAAGCUGAAGAAGCUGCAGUACGAGAACCGAGUGCUGCUGUCCAACCUGCAGAGGUGUGACCUGGCCUCCUACAACACCGCCUCCUCCAGCACCAGGCUCGACCUGGACACUGACGCCGAGGCUGGAGACUCCGCUGAAUGCCUGCCCAGCCCGCCGUCUCGCCGCGAGCCUGUAGGGGGCGAGACAGACCCCGCCGAUGUGAAAGAGCACCGACGAAAGAGUGAAGAGGCAGCGGACUUGUCUCCUCUGGUGCAAAAGGACUGUGACGCUCUGCUGUCCAUGAGGGACCAGGCCCGGCUCGUCUCCACUGCCAUCCAGCUCCUGGUGUCCCCCGAGUCUAGCUCCCUCUACCACAAGGUCUGCACCCACGAGAGCGCGGCCAAUCAGGAAGAGGCAGCCGAGUCACGUGACCAGGAUAAAUCUCAGAGUAACAACAGCCAGAUCUUGGAGCUGUCUGACCUCUCGGACCGGCCCCUGGUGGGAGCCCUGACCAGCCGGCUCCAGGCGCUUCACUCCCAGCUGCAGGCCUUUGUGGAGCGGGUGGACGGGCUGAGCAGAGUGCCCCCUUGUGGAUCAAACAGGACCGUCCCACCAGAGGACACGGCUCUGGCCGCUGCAGUCUGCUCCGAGGCAGACACACAUAAGCAGCCUGACUCUAGGGACCAAUCAGAGGUGGAGGGCAGAGCUCAGCCGCCGGAGAGCAGCCAAUCAGAGAACACAGAGGAUUCACGACCGGAGCCACAGAACGCACUGUGUGCAGAUCUUCAAACACAGUUGUUCCAAACGCAGGAGGAGCUGGAGAAGGAGAAGCAAUGUCACGACACACUCUCUCACAGAAUCACACAGUUGCAGGAGGAGCAGCACAAGGCCCUGGUGCGCAGAGACUUCCAGCUGCAGAGCGUGGGGCUGCAGGCUCGGCUGCAUCAGAAGCUCUGGACUCAGGAGAGGAGCCUCCUGCUGCAGGAGUCCCAGCACCUGAAGCACACGCUGCUGCUGCUCAGUCUGAAGCUGCGCUGCCUCCUCAAGCAGUGGAGGCUGCAGGGAGGCGUCCAGGGAAAGGACGUGCUGGAGAUCAACAGCCUGAAGGACCUCUAUCUUCUGUUGGACGAAGAAAAGCGUAGCCCGUCUCACCAGGCUGCGGACGCACACCCGCCCAGUCCCACCAUCAAAUCCAGCGCCGUCAGCAGUACUCUGGCCGACCUGCGGGUGGCGCUGCAGGAGCUGAGCGCAGAGUUGCAGCAGGAGAGACAGGGAUCCCAGGAGCUGACGCAGCAGUUUGCUAAAGCCAAGGCAUCGUGGGAAGUGGAGCGGGCAGAGCUGAAGAAUAUGAUCUUACAGUUGGAGACUAAAGGCGGUAAACCUGUGAGCUCUGCGGAUGCUGUGGAAGCCACUGACCUGAAGGUGGCGCUGAAGAAGGAGCGUGAAGAGCACCAGCACCUGUUAGCCGAGUCUUACGCUGCAGUCAUGGACCUGACCAAACAGUUGCAGAUUGGGGAAAGGAACUGGGGACGGGAGAAGCUGGACCUGCUGGAGAGAUUCAGUGCAGAGAGAGUCCAGUGGGAACAGAGACUCAGGGAGGCCACUGCACACAGCAAGUCUGCGGAUGCUUUGAUCACGAAUGGCUCUGUGUCACCAAGGACCAAAUCCACAGCAGACCUGGACUUGAACGGCGCCGCAGAGCAGUUGGGCAAAAUGUCUCUCAUGAUUCGUCCAGAGCCCUAUGACAUCACCAGGAAGAACUGGACCAAUCUGACCAAUGAGACGCCAGAAGGGGGCGACACCUGCAAGACCUGGGACGGCUCCAGUCUGAACUCGGACCAGGACUUGGACUCGGCUCCGAGAAGCUACACGGCCCCAGACCGCACCGGCAUCCGCAUUUACUACAGCCCCCCCACCGUCCGCCGAAUGGAACAGCUCCGGAGCCGGCAGGGGCCCUCGGAACCGCCUCAGCCCCAGAAUGGAUGCUCCUCUCUGGAUUCCCCCGUGACCUCUGGAGGCCCGGAUGUCACUGGAGCUUCUUGGUCGUACGAGCAGUGGCUGAGCUCGUUGUCGGCCCAGCACAGGGAGCUGUUGGAGUGCAGAGCGGUGCCGGUGCUGAGCAGGCUGCCUCCGUCCCCGUUCUCGGAUUUCCAGAUGGGAGAGAUCUCGGCAAAUCUGAGCGACGACAUGAAGGAGAUGACAAACUGUGUGCGGCAGGCCAUCCGCUCGUCUUCUCUGGAGAGGAAGUCCAGCAAGGAUCCAGGAAGUCCGGUGAUGGGCACAUUGUCGCGCUCCACCCAGACCUCGCUGCUGUGCAUCAGUGUGGCUCUGCAGACGGACUCCCCUCCCAUCACCACCUCCAGGCCUCUCCCUUCCAAGGCCUGGUCCCCUCGCCCCAGCGGCUCCACCACUCACCCGCUGGCCUCCGCUCGAUCCAGACACAUCUCCACGUCUCUGGACAAGGUUCACGGACGCAUCGACCGGCCCUGCUGCUCGCCCAAGUACGGCUCUCCCAAACUGCAACGCCGCGUCUCUGCAGGAUCAACGUCUCGCCUGGACACGUCCUCCUCGUCCCGGGACAGGAGUGUGUGGAGUCUGCAGCAGAGGCCUGGAGGUUCGGCCUGGGCUCGCUCCACCACGACUCGGGACAGUCCUGUGCUGAGCGGGCUGACCGACGGCCUGUCCAGCCUCUUCAGUGUGGUGGAGCACGCGGGGAGCACCGAGAGCCUGUGGAGAGGAGAGCCAGUGAGUCCGGCUCGUCAGCCUUUUGUCACGGGGAGAACUUCCUCCGAGCGCUACGGGGGUUUCCAGGACCUCUGCAGCCGAGCCCAGGCGGGAGUGUCUGUGGCAGGGGAGCGGCCCCCACGAGAGGCCCUGUUGGGGGUGGAUGAAGCCAAACCCGAGUGCCUCUCAGUGGGGGCCUGCCCGGGGGCACUGGUCGGACUCGGGGUGACUCAGGACCCGGUCACACGCAUCGUCAACAAAAGGUUCAUGAGGCAGACGGCCGGAGAGGAGAUCAGCUGCAUCAUGGGAGGAGGCGUUGGGACUGAGGAAUCUGUGUGUGACUGCGGCUUCUCCCGACCGUCGAGAUCCAGUGGACGUCAUUCUCUGGGUCAAUGCAAGCACCGGACCCAAGAGCCCGCCGCCUCCACCCCCAGCACAUGUGCAGAGGAGCGGGGCGAGGGCUCCGUCGAGUGA
Messenger RNA from Knipowitschia caucasica, 5220 nucleotides. The record is from the annotation of a GenBank genome assembly. NCBI's taxonomy places the organism in Eukaryota, Metazoa, Chordata, Actinopteri, Gobiiformes, Gobiidae.